Prorocentrum cordatum is the source of this 2411-nucleotide messenger RNA. Lineage: Eukaryota; Dinophyceae; Prorocentrales; Prorocentraceae. The record is from the annotation of a GenBank genome assembly.
GGCAAGGGAUGCUCCCAUGAGUUGCCAUAGAACCCCCUGCCAUUCAGCGGCCGUUGUGGCCCAAGGCAAUCUCGAACGAAGCGCUCCCGUGCCAUCCGACCGCACCGUGGUGCCCCACUGUAGCCACCGCAGCCUUCUCAACCAUGCGCGCCGGUCUGCUCGUACUGGUCCUCGCCGCCGCCGCGGGUGAGCGGGGCGCCGCGGCGACCCGCGCCAACCCGGUCCGCAAGGUCGUCCAGAUGCUCCAGGCUAUGCAGAAGAAGGUGACUCAAGAAGGAUCGGAGACCGAGUCCGAAUUGUUCUCGAAGUUCAUGUGCUAUCCAGACUGGGUCUGGCGACCUCUCCAAGAGCAUCAGCGACGCGGAGACGAAGCUCCCCCAGCUCGCCAGCGAGCUGAAGGACUCCGAGGCCACGCUCGCGGAAACGAAGGAGGGCCUGAAGCAGGACCAGGAGGACCGCUCUGCCGCCAAGGCUGCGAUCGCGGAGGCGACGGGGAUCCGCAAGAAGGAAAACGCCGCCUUCGUCGCCGCCAAGGACGAGUACGUCGCCAACAUCAACGCGAUCGUGAAGGCCACCACGGCUCUACAGAAAGGAAUGGCGGGCUCCUUCCUGCAGACUCAGUCGGUCAACGUCCUGAAGAGAAUCCUGCGCUCACAGGCUACGCAGGACAUGCUCGAGGAGGACAGGCAGACGCUGUUGUCCUUCUUGUCCGGCAACCCGUUCUCGCAGGGCUACGCCCCGCAGAGCGGGCAGAUCGUUGGUUUGCUGAAGCAGCUUGGGGACAGCAUGGCCACCAGCCUGGCAGAGAGCAUGAUCGCUGAGGAGAAGGCGGUCUUCGCGUACGGCGAGCUCAUGAAAGCCAAGAAGGCGGAGGUGAAUUCCCUGACGGAGGCGAUCGAGGCCAAGACGACGAAGAUCGGCGACCUCGGCGUUGCCAUCGUGCAGAUCAAGGACGACAUGGGUGACACGUCCGACAGCCUCGCAGAGGACAAGACUUUCCUGACGGAGCUGGAGAAAGGAUGCGACACGAAGGCUGCGGAGUGGGAGGAGCGCAAGAAGACCCGCGCGGCCGAGCUCCUGGCCCUCGCGGAGACCAUAAAGAUAUCCGGGGGCACGUUGGCGGAUUGAACGAUGACGAUGCUCUUGAGCUCUUUAAGAAAACGUUGCCAGCUCCGGGUGUUGGCCUUAUGCAGGUAGACGUGACCUCGGCUACCAUGCGCAAAGAGGCGUUGGCAGCAGUGCGGUCAGCUCGCCGCGCGGACCAGCAAGGCCACACGAAGUUGGACCUCAUCAUGCUGUCUCUCUCUGGUCGCCAGGUGUCCUUCGCAAAAGUUGUCGCAAUGAUCGAUGACAUGGUGGCUAUGCUGAAGCAAGAACAGCUCGAUGACGAGCAUAAGAAGGAGUAUUGCGAACUCCAGUUUGAUGACUCCGACGACAAGAAGAAGUCUCUCGAGUUUAUGUUGGAGAAGACUACCAACUCCAUCGACAAGACGGAGAACGGGAUCGCACAGGCCACGGAGGACAUUGCGACCCUGAUUGCCACGAUCAAAGACCUUGAUGCAUCUGUCGCAGAGGCUACGGCCCAGCGCAAAAGCGAGAACGAGGAGUUCAAGGCGCUGAUGGCCUCAGACUCUGCUGCCAAGGAGCUGUUGGAGAUAGCCAAAAACCGCCUCAAUCAGUUCUACAAUCCAUCCCUCUACACGCCUCCAGCCAAGACGGAGUUGUCGGCCGAGAGCAGGAUCGUUGUCAGCAUGGGCAACCCGGACGACAUCGUGACGACCACGCAGCCUGGCGGCAUUGCCAACACUGGUGUCACCGUCUUCGCGCAGGUAUCCGCGCACCGCCAGGCUGUGGGCGUCGCACCUGCACCGCCGCCGGAGACUUGGGACGCGUACGCGAAAAAGGGCGGAGAGUCUACGGGCGUGAUAGCAAUGAUUGACUUACUCAUCAAAGACCUUGACACUGAGAUGACCGAGGCCGAGACUGACGAGAAGGAGUCGCAGAAGGACUACGAAAGCAUGAUGGCCGAGUCUGCGAAGAAGCGCGCCGAGGAUUCCAAGACACUGGCAGAUAAGGAGAAAUUGAAGGCGGACCUCGAGAUGGACCUCACCGAGUUCAAGCGGACCAAGCUCGCGACCUUCAAGGAACUCCAGGCCACCAUGAAGUAUAUCGCGGCUAUGCAUGCUGAGUGCGACUGGCUCGUGCAAUUUUUUGAGACACGCAAAGAGGCGCGCAAUGGCGAGAUCAAGUCGUUGACGGACGCGAAGGCUGUGCUGAGCGGGGCAAGCUACUCCUUGAUUGAGCAGGAUGCCCGCCAUGGCUCCCUCCGUGGAGCAUGAGCUAUAGCAGCGCUCACCGUCUUGUGACGAAGAUUGGAUCCCGUGCGAGAAUAAGUAGCAUCACACAUAUUC